Messenger RNA from Salpingoeca rosetta, 867 nucleotides. RefSeq lists its product as uncharacterized. The coding region runs from base 120 to 668 and encodes 182 amino acids. The record is from RefSeq and is a predicted model, not a curated record. The transcript is spliced from 4 exons. NCBI's taxonomy places the organism in Eukaryota, Choanoflagellata, Craspedida, Salpingoecidae. Gene Ontology annotation, cellular component: cytoplasm.
GUUUUGUGCUGUCGCGAAACACCACUCCAUAUCCGCCGCUGCAACGGUUGGUUGUCUUUCCCCAACAAAACCACGCAGGCGCAGGCACAAGCACACACGAACACACAGAGACACGGACAAUGGCGAUGGUGGAUGCGUCGCUUGAGGUGGAGCAGUUGAUUGACAAGCGGGCUGCCAACCCACACAUCUCGAACGACAACUUUGUGGAGGUGCCGGAGGAUGUGGAGGAGCCCGUGUGGAAGUAUGAGCUGCUCAGGUACUUCACGGUGCAGUUGAGCGAUCUGGCGGUGCAGCUGUCGGAAGAGUGCUCUGCAGACACAUGUCCCGAUAUGCGUGCAUCGGAAGAGUGGCAGUUCCUGUGUGCGUGCCACUCGACGCCUCAGGAGUGCUCCGCCAUCUCCUACAUGAUGCACAACCUCCAGCAAGCCGAGAACACCCUCGCAGGCGAGCGCUUCUUCGAGUCCAGGUUACGCGUGUCCCCGGCUGGCAUGAAGCAAGUUGACACGUACACCCGCCGCCUCUACCGCAUCUUGGCACACGCGUACUUCCAACACCGCUCAUGCUUCGACGCCUUUGAGGCGAAGACGCGGAUUCACGGGCGAUAUCACGCGUUUGCCACGCGCUUCCACCUCAUCUCCAAGGAGCACCUCAUCAUCCCUGCUCCGUGAUCUGUGUGCAUGUGUGUGUGUGCAUGUGUGUGUGUGUGUCUGCAUUCGUGCACCGUAAACCUUGCCUCCUCUCUUCGACACCUCUGUGCGUGUGGCGUUGCUGUUAUCCCUCAACAUUCGUGUUGCUGUUGCUGGCUGUACCAGCAACACCCGCUCCUUGGACUUCUGAUGCAAGCACGAGUACAAUCAUCUCAACCUC